AGAGUAACUCUCUUACACUGGGUAGUCCCUAACAUUUGUACUUCAAAGAAGAGAUAAAGGUGAUUCACCUCUUGUGUGACUGAAUUUCUGGUCAACAUUUCCUGUCAUUUGGAAGAUAUUUAUAAUCACAGCAUCUUUUAAAUGGAUCACCUCACCAUUGAUACACAAAGAUUUACCAGUGAGAAGGACAACAUCUACAAGCUGAAUGGUUUUCUUAUCAGCUUAUCAGCUUUUGUGUUUGAAAUACUCAUUGCAAUCUGCUUAUGCUGGCGCCUGUGGGAAUUUGACAACAAUGUUGUACAGUUUGUGUCCUUUGGACUGUGGGAAGUGUAUUACCUGCAAGAGUUUAACAACUCUGGAACACUAACCAAGAUGCCGGUGUACACCCCUAUUGACUCAACUUGGAACAUUUCAACUGAAUUUUUGUAUGCACAAAACCUAAUAAUAUGGGCCAUUUUUAUGAAGCCCUUGGUUCUGGUUUUCAGUGCAAUGGCGAUUAAGCUCAGCUUCAAAAAUCACCCAAAUGUGAUGAUGCAGAUAUAUUGCUACAAGAUUUCUGCUUUAAUUUUGUCUGUUAGCAGUGUGUUCACAUUUGUUUCUGUGACCUGGAACCACAUGGUAGAUCUUUAUGGCCAAACCACUCUUGACUUUCCAUCUGAUUUUCCUGUUAAGAAAGAAGACUUAAGAAGCAAACAUUUAACUGCUGCGUUUCCAGUAGGUCUCCUUAUAUCCACAAUGUCACUCUUAGGUGUGCUCAUGUUUCUCUCUGAGAUAAACUAUGUAAAACUAGAGAAUCCUGUGAAGCCCAAGUGUGAUUCCAAAAUGGCCCUUCUAGAGGCUUGAAGUGAGGCCUUCUGCAUUUACAACAUCUGUUAAAAUGGUCCGUGGGAAUUUUCCUAUUCCUACAGAAAGCUCAUGUGGCCUUCAAGUCUUCUAAAUAAAUUUGCUGUAUAUCAAGCAUAAAUUGAUUCUC
Arvicanthis niloticus (Nile rat) is the source of this 973-nucleotide messenger RNA. RefSeq lists its product as uncharacterized. Gene Ontology annotation, molecular function: structural molecule activity. The record is from RefSeq and is a predicted model, not a curated record. Gene Ontology annotation, cellular component: bicellular tight junction. NCBI's taxonomy places the organism in Eukaryota, Metazoa, Chordata, Mammalia, Rodentia, Muridae.